AAAUCGCAUUUCGCUUUGUCAUAUUCCGAAGUGAAACUCGGCGUAAACAAUUUGUUCCGCGAAUUAGUUGGCAAAAAUCGAAAAAUUUAAACACAUUUGAUUGCGUUAGACAGUAUUUCGACUCUUGAAAAUUCUUACCAUGGAUAUGGAUUAUUCAAAUGACUGGAGAAACGCCCAUCACAGCACAGGAACAACUAUUAUGGCCGUGGAAUUCGACGGCGGAGUUGUCAUCGGCGCCGAUUCGCGUACUAGCACGGGAACAUAUGUGGCCAAUCGUGUAACGGACAAGUUGACCAAGCUGACGGAUAAGAUCUAUUGUUGCCGUUCCGGAUCGGCUGCCGAUACGCAGGCCAUCGCGGACAUCGUGGCCUACUCGCUGAACUAUCAUGAGAAUCAAACCGGCGAGGAACCACUGGUGGCCGAUGCCGCCCACGAGUUUCGUCAAUAUUGUUACAACUAUCGUGAUUCGUUGAUGGCUGGUAUCAUCGUGGCUGGAUACGACGACAAGAACGGAGGACAGGUCUAUUCGGUCCCGGUGGGUGGAAUGCAAAUCCGGCAGAGCGUAACCAUCGGCGGAUCAGGAAGUUCGUAUAUCUAUGGUUUCGUAAAGGAACACUACCGUGAGGGGAUGGCUAAGGAUGAGUGCGUGGAGUUUGUCAAGAAGGCCGUUUUCCACGCAAUGUACCAUGAUGGAAGCUCCGGAGGAGUUUGUCGCAUCGGUAUCAUUACCAAGGAUGGUGUCGAAAGGCAGGUACAUUUUGCUCCACGUGAUUACGAAAAUGUGGCUGCGGCUAAAGCCGGCCCAUCGGUAGCACUUAAGGUGUAGAUGUAAUAGUGAUAUUUUGAAUGAAUAAAAUUGUAUUUGGCAUUCGGA
Molecule: messenger RNA, 874 nt
Organism: Armigeres subalbatus
Lineage: Eukaryota; Metazoa; Arthropoda; Insecta; Diptera; Culicidae
Gene: Prosbeta1
Product: proteasome subunit beta type-6
Exons: 3
Coding region: 140-826 (228 amino acids)
Cellular component (GO): proteasome core complex
Molecular function (GO): threonine-type endopeptidase activity
Source: RefSeq, a predicted model, not a curated record